This is a messenger RNA of Penaeus chinensis, 1535 nucleotides long. Its product is annotated as nicotinamidase-like. The record is from RefSeq and is a predicted model, not a curated record. NCBI's taxonomy places the organism in Eukaryota, Metazoa, Arthropoda, Malacostraca, Decapoda, Penaeidae. The transcript has 8 exons. Bases 1 to 966 code for a protein of 321 amino acids.
AUGCCUGAACUCGCCAGUGAUUUAAUCCGUUCCGAAGCUGAGGCCGAAGUCAAGUACAGACAUAUACACAAAGAGACAGCUAGAGAAGGCCCUCCAACAUCACAUCAGCAGACGCAGAUCACACAAGCAGACGAGAAAGCAAAAGAAUUAACACUUUCUCUCAUAUACCACAGGCGCGCGUUCCAGGUGGUGCGGCCCGUGUCGGCGCUCAUCGUGGUCGACGUCCAGAACGACUUCAUCUCCGGCUCGCUCGCCCUCAUCAACUGCCCCGCCGGCCACCAUGGCGAGGAGGUCAUCCCUCCCAUCAACCGCCUCCUGAGUGAAGUGAAGUUCGACAUGGUGGUUUACUCCCUGGAUUGGCACCCUGAGGACCACGUGUCUUUUAUUGAUAACGUGAAGGAUAGACCGAUUCACCACACUAGUGAGAUAUCGAGCGAAGAGGCGCAGAUGAAUGACACUGUAAUCUUCGACGUGAACAACGACGGGGUCCCGAUGGCGCAGAGGCUGUGGCCGAGACACUGCGUCCAGAAGUCGUGGGGCGCUCAGCUGCACGACGAACUCAAGAUCGUCGAGGACUCCGUGCUCGUGUACAAGGGUACGGAUCCCGAUACGGACUCCUACAGCGUCUUCUGGGACAACAACAAGAAGAGCCAAACUUCCCUCAACGAAGAACUGCAGAAGAGGAACAUUACUGAUGUUUACAUUUGCGGCAUCGCCUAUGACGUCUGCGUUGCCGCCACGACCGCGCACGCCAUAGAGGAGGGUUACCGCGCCCUGCUCAUCGACGACGGCUGCCGCGGGGUUUGCGACGCUGACAUCCAGGCCACGAAAGACAGAACCACGGCCAGCAACGGCAUCGUCAUACAUUCGUCGCAGGUCAAAAGUUUGGUGAGUGGGAGAGACAGGCCUCCCGUGCUGGCUUACAAACUUGCUCUCGAAAUCGCCAAGAAAAUGAAGAAGAAAUAAUAGAACAAGAUCCUGGAGAACAGCAAGAAAAUCGGGGAAAUUAAUAAUUGAAUUGCAUGAAAAAUAUCAAUAAAGGGAUGAAAUAUGCUUUAUAUGUGACAAGACAACGAGAUACAGAGUUUAUUUAAUGUAUGCCAUUCGUAAUUGUAAUGCAAAUAUUGAAUUCGCUCUAUCCAUCAUUUUUCUUCCUUUCUGUUUCUUUUUAAUGUCUUUUAUAUUUGCAUUUACGUUUUGUGGGGUAAACUAUUUUCAACCAAAGAAUUCAUCGAUUAUUUGUCUUCCUAUCUCCGAGUUUAUCUAAUUAUCUGCCUGUUUCUCUGUCUUACGGAAAAAAAUAACUUUAGAUUAAUAUCAAAAUGUAAUUGAUUCUGCACUCUCGGUCUUUCAGUAAAAGUAUGUUCAUUUAUUUAAUUUGUAAAAUGCAUUAUUGUAUAAGAGCUACGUGACUAUUAACAUUUCGGUAGACCAUCCUUAUGAUCUCUCUCCAGCUACUGAAAAUAAUGUUCUAAUAAGGAUGGUAAGUAUAAAGCAAAAACUAAAUUUGUAAGGAAAUAUAGACGAAAUAUGAA